GUCAUCCAAAUUUUUGUACUUCAUAUCCUGGGUGGAUGUGAGAUGGUGCUGCUCAUAGCCAUGGCCUUGAACCGAUAUGUGGCCAUAUGUAAGCCCCUUCACUACCUGACAAUCAUGAGUCCACGGAUGUGCAUUUGGCUUCUGGUUGGUGCUUGGGUUAUUGGUCUCAUUCACUCAGUGGCCCAGCUAGCUUUCAUUGCCCAUUUGCCUUUUUGUGGCCCUAAUGAGAUCGACAGCUUUUACUGUGAUCUACCUCGAUUUAUCAAACUUGCCUGCAUAGACACCUACAGACUAGAGUUCAUGGUUACUGCCAACAGUGGGUUCAUUUCCAUGGGAACCUUCUUCUUAUUGAUUUUCUCUUAUAUAUUCAUCCUGGUCACUGUAUGGAAAAGCUCUUCAGUUGGCUUGUCCAAGGCCCUCUCUACCCUGUCUGCUCACAUCACUGUGGUGGUUUUAUUCUUUGGACUGUGCAUCUUUAUAUAUGUGUGGCCAUUUCCCACAGUGCCAGUGGAUAAAUUUCUUAGCAUUUUGGACGUUUUGAUUACACCUAUCUUGAAUCCUACCAUUUACACAUUGAGGAACAAGGAUAUGAAGACUGCAAUGAGAAGACUGAGUCGUCAAUUCUUAAGUUUGAGAAAAAUCACCUGA
Messenger RNA from Orycteropus afer afer, 648 nucleotides. RefSeq names its product olfactory receptor 4F6-like. Gene Ontology annotation, biological process: G protein-coupled receptor signaling pathway. Lineage: Eukaryota; Metazoa; Chordata; Mammalia; Tubulidentata; Orycteropodidae. The transcript has a single exon. Gene Ontology annotation, molecular function: G protein-coupled receptor activity; olfactory receptor activity. The record is from RefSeq and is a predicted model, not a curated record. The annotation marks the transcript as partial. Gene Ontology annotation, cellular component: membrane.